GGUUGCCUAAAUAAAUAAAUAAAUGUAUAAUUGUUUUUAAAGAUUUCACAAUUCAUUGAUAAGAGACUAAACAGAAAAUUGUAAUUAAAUAAGAGAGAAGGAAGAAAAAGUUAGAAAAAUACAAUAUAUCCUGUCUAGUAUCCUGUACAGUAUAUCCUGUCUAGUAUCCUGUACAGAGAAGAAUGUACCCUCCCAGCUCUCAAUUGGGAGCAAGUUGGUAGACCGUAAUGCAAUGUAGAAGCCUUUCCUGCUUCCGAAGAAACUUUGAUCCAUUGAUGCCUAUAUUGUGGCUUGGGGGGGGGAGUGUUUGCUAUGGAGCCAAAAAGAGUUUACGAGCAAAAAACAAGCCCACCUGACUGCUACCCCCUUUUCCCGUAUUAGUCUAUAGCAGGCAUCCCCAAACUGAGGCCCUCCAGAUGUUUUUCCCUACAACUCCCAUGAUCACUAGCUAACGGGACCAGUGGUUGGGGAAGAUGGGAAUUGUAGUCCAAAUUCGAACCGCCGACCUUCUGAAGAAGAAGAAAGGCUUCUUUGUCUUUAGAUUCUCUUGUAAGAAUGUAUUUUGAUUUAAAAGAGAUCUUUGGCAGACUCACAACAUUGCACAGCUUAGGUGCUUGGGACAUAGAUUCAUAUACAGUGGUACCUCGGUUUAUGAACACAAUUGGUUCCAGAAGUCUGUUCAUAAACUGAAGCAUUCAUAAACUGAAGCGAACUUUUCCAUUGAAAGUAAUGGAAAGUGGAUUAAUCCGUUCCAGACGGUCCACAGAGUACUUAAACUGAAGCGUUCAUAAACUGAAGCGAACUUUCCCAUUGAAAGUAAUGGAAAGUGGAUUAAUCCGUUCCAGACGGGUCCGCGGAGUACUUAAACUGAAGCGUUCAUAAACUGAAGCAUGGGUGUAAUUGGUUCCGGAAGUCUGUUCAUAAACUGAAGCGUUCAUAAACUGAAGCGAACUUUCCCAUUGAAAGUAAUGGAAAAUGAAUUAAUCCGUUCCAGAUGGGUCCACGGUGUUCAUAAACUGAAAAUUCAUAAACCGAGGUGUUCAUAAACCGAGGUUCCACUGUAAGCACACAGCCUCCUUCCUGGCCUUGCAACUUUUUGCUACAGCAGGAAGCCACAUCUUGUCAGCUGGCAGAGAUUAGGCUAUUACACAGAAACUGGGAGGAGCCUCUCACCUGGGAGUGCUCUGGCUCUUACAGAUCAUGAGCAUUAAUUGCAUUAACCUGAGGCUGGGUGUGGCAAAUGGUACUUGUGAAACUUCUAGUGUGUGGGUGUUAAUUUCUCUCCAUCCUGCUGCCUUUCCCAAGAUUGCUCAUUGCAGGCAGGAGGCAUCUUCUCUCUUCACCAGAAGGAUUCAGUAACACUGAAGAACAUGGAGGGCUUAUGGAAAGGGUGGGUGCUGCUGAUAACACUCUAUUUGGCUGCCUACCAAGCUGCUGCAGGUCCCCUGUCUUGGGAGAAAGAGUGUGCAGAGGGCCCAGAAACAUGGUGUCGGGAUUUUCCAACAGCACUGAAGUGCGGGGCUUUGGACCACUGUCAUCGGACUUUGGAGGUCAGCACCCCUGUGAAAAGUCUCAAGUGUGGUAUGUGCAAGCUCGUUACAGUAAUGAUGGCGAAGAUCAUGCAAGACAAUUCCACGGAUGAAAGAAUCAGUAAAUUUUUGGAAAAAGGUUGCCAGUUUCUCCCUUUCCAGGACUGGUCAAUCAAAUGCAAGAAGAUGGUGGACACAGGAGUUAUCAUUCUGGUGCAACUUGGAAAACAAGUGCAGGAUAGGCCUGAAAUAGUAUGUGGUGCCUUUAGGCUAUGCAGUCAUCUGGUACCCUUGGAAGGAGCCCUGAAGUUCCAGAAGCCAUUCACUUCUAAUGGAAUGCCUGAUAUGACGGAUUUCCCCGAAAUGUUGGCUCCCUUGAUAGCUAACGUGCCCCUUCUCCUCUAUCCUCAGGAUGAGCCCCAAACUGAGUUUCUGCAGAAGGAAGAAAAUCCUUGCAGAGACUGUCAACAAGUAGUUGCUGCAAUGAAGGAAGGUUUCAAGAGCAGCUCUUUCCUUGUCCAGUCCUUUGCUUCUUAUGCUGAACAAUACUGUGAACAUCUGGGGUCUGACUUGGUAAAUGAGUGCAAGAAAUAUGCCUUUGAGUAUUCACAUGUUUUUGUCCAAUUGCUGACACAUCUAUUGCAAGAGAAAACGAGAUUUGUUCUCCAAUGGAACUUUUUCCUCCCCUUUCAGCAAUCAAAGACUGUCUGUGGUGCCUUCUGUGACUCUGCAGAACCCGAGCUUUUUCAUGCAUUACUGCCAGCUAAACACUUUGAUGACCUGUCUACAGUAUCAGAUUCUGUAGAGAAAACAUCAAAUGGCAAAAACCCUGAGUUUGCGUGUGGUUUUUGCAAGAAAAUAGUAACCCUUGCAGAGGGCAUGCUGGAGGAGAAUGUCACAGAACAAGAAAUAGUCCACCAGAUGGUAAAAGUCUGCUAUAUAUUGCCUCAUGAAGUCCUGGACCAAUGCAAAGACUUUGUUGAUUCCUAUGGAAAGGCUGUUGUCUACAUGCUCCUGGAUGCAACUAAACCUGAAGCUGUGUGCAUCAUGAUUAAAUGUUGCCCCAGAGAUACCUCUUUGAGCUUUGAGAGGGAAGCUCUGGAAGAAGGAUUGAAACCAACCAAACCCAGUGAAGGUGAAGUCUGCCAUGUGUGUACGCUCAUCGUUACAUAUGUUGAUCAAGAGCUGGAAAAGAAUCAAACGCAGGAACAGAUUGGAAAUAUGCUUUCUAAGGGUUGCCAGUUGCUGCCAGAAGCUUUGGUGUAUCCCUGUGAUCAACUCGUGGUGCAAUAUGAGCCAGCUGCCGUCCGCCUCCUGGUGCAGGUCAUGGAGCCAACCUUUGUGUGUGCUAAAAUAGGAGCCUGCCCCUCGUCCCACCUUGUGGGCAUGGAGGUCUGUGUCCGGGGCCCUAGCUACUGGUGCAAGAACGCAGAGACUGCAGCUCAGUGCCAAGCCACUGAAUACUGCAAGCGCCAUAUAUGGAACUAGAGGAAGCCUUGCCAGUGGAAGAAUGUUGGUUGUGGUUUUACUGAAUGCACCCUGGAAUUUGGCUGGGUGGGAAAUGUCUAAAUACUGGCAGAACCACACCUUCCUUUCACACUUCUGCAGUGCGGCUGUCUGUUGGGUGGCUAUACUGCUGAAAAAGAAAAAAAGCAGGGGAAAUGUUUCCUUUGCUUGUGAUGCUCUGAAUUACCAUACAUUUAGUUUUACUUUUAGAUCCAUGGUGGGGAAGUGACAUGGGCAGGGAAGAAAAAGGCUGUGGUGGGAUUUUAUUUGAAUAGCUGAGAAUUUUGGGAAGACUCGUUUUUUUAAAUGGAUAAAUUGUGUUACGAUCAUUGCAAAACUGGCUGCUUAAGUUGGCAUUUUCAGAUUUCCAAUACCUUCCUUGUCUAGCUAGCCUUUUAAGGUACAACUAUACUAUACAUUUAAACUGUUAAUAUUUCAUUGCUUUUCUUCAAGAGGUGCUGGGAACAGCCAAUUGCACUGUUGGGGCACUUAGUCGACUGUCUAUUCUGGCAGCAGCAUUGUUUCAAACAAAUAUAUUUCCCAGUCUUGUUAUUGGAUAUGUAUCACAAUCAGCAUGAAAAGCUGAUUAAAUGGUUAAUACAGGACACAAAACAAUUUGCAUGAUCAGAGGUUUGCUUACUCCCUUGCUGGAUUGGUGUAGUUAAGUAGACUGAAUUUUAGACUAAUUGGCACAUAAAUCCAUGGCUGUUACUUACCAAUAGGUGGGUUUGAGUGCUGACCUACGAACUAAGUAACAAGUAAUUGUAAUUUUAAUUGUGUUUUCUCUGUACUUCAGGAGUAGUGGCAAGUGCUCAGGAUAAUAUAGAACAGGCAGCAUUCACCUUUGCUCUACACCAUAUGGCAUUUAUCAAAAUGUGUCUAAAUAUCAUUUCCAAAGCCAUUGACUCUUGUUGCAGCUUGUAAUUAGAGCAACAUCUGAGAGCACUAAUGGCCAUUGAAAGCCAUGCAGAUGCCAUAUUUGUUGGUAAGCAAAAGAUAAAAUUUAACAGGUACGGUGAUGCAGAGGUGAAUUUGUUGUUGCUUUUGCAAGCCACAAUUCCCAUGUCUACAUAGCUGUUAUAAGUAAUGAAGCUCCUGUGUUUACCUGUGUGUGAACUGUUCAAUAUACAUGAGAAAUUAUUCCACUUAUUCCAAAAGGACAUUAUAAUGAGCAUUUUACCAACAUUAAACAAUUCUUACAAAUUUGA
This is a messenger RNA of Zootoca vivipara (common lizard), 4243 nucleotides long. Lineage: Eukaryota; Metazoa; Chordata; Lepidosauria; Squamata; Lacertidae. The record is from RefSeq and is a predicted model, not a curated record.